AUGCCCGCCGGCGUCUCGUGGGGCCAGUACAUGAAGUUCCUGGGCUGCGCCCUGGCCUCCAUGAUGGCCGGUUCGCAGGCGGUGCACUUGUACUACCGUCCGCUGGAGGAUCUGCCCGCCUACAUCGAACGGGAGCAGCAGCCACCCGAUGCACAAGCCUCGAAAUCCGUGUAA
Messenger RNA from Drosophila takahashii, 174 nucleotides. RefSeq names its product sloth 2 (gene sloth2). The record is from RefSeq and is a predicted model, not a curated record. Lineage: Eukaryota; Metazoa; Arthropoda; Insecta; Diptera; Drosophilidae. Gene Ontology annotation, biological process: mitochondrial respiratory chain complex III assembly.